AUGGAUUGGUUCAAGAAAACAGAUCCAAAAGAAGAAAUGCGUGCUAACAACAAAAUCAUUCGAAAAGCUAAUCGUGAGCUCGAAAGCGAUCGCAGACAGAUGCAACGAAGAGAGAAAGAACUGGAAGACCAGAUAAGAAUGUAUGCUAAGCAAGGCCAGAAGGAUGUUUGUGCUAAACUCGCUAAGCAGCUUGUGAAUAUGAGAAAUCAACGCACCAAAAGCGUUCAAAUGAGUGCGAACUUAACAGGCAUAAAUGCUCAGAACACGCAUAUGCAAAGCAUGAGUCGCAUGGCAGGUAUUAUGGGCGAUACAACCAAAACUAUGCAGGCUAUGGAUAAACUAAAUCCCAUUUCAUCAAUCGUUAAAAAUAUGAAAGACUUCGAAAUGGCCAAGGAUAAGAUGGAAAUGAGUGAAGAGCUUAUGAAUAGUACAUUGGAUGACAUGUUCAACGAGCCCGGCGACGAAGAAGAGCAAAACAGAAUUGUAUCUCAAGUACUAGAUGAAAUCGGUAUAGAAAUGAAUCAGCAGCUUUACAAUCUACCGAAGAUUAAUAAUUCCUCAACUGAAAAAUCGUCAUUAGCCACAGAAGAUGUCGAAAAAAUGCUCGCUCGACUACGAGAAUAA
Auanema sp. JU1783 is the source of this 624-nucleotide messenger RNA. Lineage: Eukaryota; Metazoa; Nematoda; Chromadorea; Rhabditida; Rhabditidae. The record is from the annotation of a GenBank genome assembly.